This is a messenger RNA of Aegilops tauschii subsp. strangulata, 2620 nucleotides long. RefSeq names its product protein ALP1-like. NCBI's taxonomy places the organism in Eukaryota, Viridiplantae, Streptophyta, Magnoliopsida, Poales, Poaceae. The record is from RefSeq and is a predicted model, not a curated record.
CAUCUGAACUGAUUCAUUACUUCUACAUAUGUAUUUUCUUAACAAACAGAGCCUCCUCUAUUUUUGUCUUGUGCCAGCAUCUUAUUUUCAUUUAUAUGAACAAAGAUUUGUCUAUAAUAGUCCUGGACUGUAUAUACUAACGACACCGUGUUGUGUGAGUCAUUAAUAUUCGAUCUUCUUUGUAUUUAUAGAUGGACGACAGUGCGCAAAUUAACAGAAAAAUUGCGUUCUUCAGUGCUUUUGUAGUGGCAUAUUGUCCAUUGAUCAUAUAUCUAAGCAACUCUAGUCACCCUACAAGAUACUCAUUGUUAGAGAGAAAUAAAGAAAGAAUGGCAUAUCUACGGAAACUGUAUUGUGGCGAGGAGAAACACUGCAUUGGUGAAUUGCGCAUGGGAAAAUCAGUUUUCUUCAAACUUUGUGAUAAAUUACGCCGUAUGGGUCCACUUAAAGAUACAUGGCAUUGUACUGUAGAGGAGCAAGUUGCCAUGUUCCUCACUACAGUAGGGCAUCAUAAGAAAAAAAUCGACAUUAGUUUCCAUUUCACAAGGUCAGGUGAGACAGUGAGUCGUUACUUCAACAGAGUUUUAUUUGCAAUUGGGAAACUCGGGCCAGAAAUGCUUAGGCAUCGAACACUUGAUACACCAUCAAAAAUUCAAGGCAACCCACGAUUUGAUCCCUAUUUUAAGGACUGUAUUGGUGCUAUUGAUGGUACACAUGUUCCAUGUAACGUUCCACCUCGGAUAGUCGACAGAUUUCGUGGCAGGAAACCAUUCCCUACCCAAAAUGUUCUUGCGGCAGUUGACUUUGAUUUAUUGUUCACUUAUGUUUGUGCGGGCUGGGAGGGUUCGGCACACGAUUCAACUGUUUUAAGACAUUCUCUUGAGCAUCCAAAUGGCCUUAGAGUCCCUGAAGGUAAAUACUAUCUUGCGGAUGCGGGUUAUGCAGCUAGGAAAGGAUUCCUACCACCGUUCCGCCAAACUCGAUAUCAUUUGCGUGAAUGGAGGGGUAAUAAUAGACCUCGCACCCAGAAUGAGCUUUUCAACUUAAGGCACUCAUCCCUUCGUACUACUGUUGAAAGGGCAUUUGGAACUUUAAAGAACCGUUUCAAAGUUCUGACAACUAGGCCUUAUUAUCCCUUUCCUUCACAAGUUCGAGUCGUCAUAGCAUGUUGUAUCCUUCACAACUGGAUAUUACUAAACGGGGGUCCUGAUGAACUAGUCUACAGUGAGCAGAACUGGUUUGAGCAAUAUCCAAGAUCAGCUGGCCGUGUCCAACGGGUUUUACGUGAGGAACAAAGGGAGGUGCUUAGAGAUAGGGAUGCCAUGGCAGCCAAUAUGUGGAGAAAUAGGCAUAAUGUUAGACGUGGUUGAUUUUUUUCAAACUUUCUGUAUGAAUUUGUUGAUUCUAAGUUGUAUUAUCACUUAGAAGAACGACUUGUGUGUUUUCUUUCUUCAACUUGUAACCAUGAUUUCUUUCCCUUGGUACGAGUGCAAUGCGAUAUGCAUCUCAGAGGUGUUAUUCUGUCUAUGAAUUAUAAAAUUUAAUUGAUGCCACAGGGAUAUGGCGGGUAACAAUGUGGUGUGGCAGCCCCAAGUUGUAGAUGAAAUGCUACGUUACUACAAAGAGAAGAUUCAGUCUGAGGGAAAACAAUUUGUCUUCAAAGAGACACAUCAUGAGGAGUGUGCAAAACAAAUCAAUGCAAAGUUUACCACCGCCUUCACACAAAGGCAAGUUUAUCACAAGUUCCAUAAGCUGAAAGGUCAGUGGAAGAUCAUACUAGAGGCGAAGAAUUUAAGCGGUGCCAAUUUUGAUGAUGUCAACAAGAUAAUAUUAUAUGAUGAUACUGAAGUUGUACGGAUGAAGAACACCAAAGACAAGAGGGCAAAAUAUAUCAAUGUGCCUAUUGCCAACUUUGAUGAGAUGGAGUUCAUAUUUCAGGAUAAGCAUGCUACCGGAGAGUUCACUGUCCUUCAAACACCCUAUGACCGUGUUCAUGCUCGUGACAAGGAUUUUAUUGGUGACACCGAGAAGAAUGCGAUUGAUAUUGAGGUUGAUCCUGCAACACAAUAUGAUUCAGAUUGUCUUCCUGACGACACCAAUAAUGAAAGCUCAUCUUCAAAGCGUCCUAGAGGUGGCAAACGUGAUAAAGGUAAGAGGGUGAAGUGUGAGGAGAGUGUAGUUCAAGACAUGACGCGGUCUCUGCGUGAUAUGUCGGAUACUAUGCGUUUCACACACGUGACCAACCCGAAUGAGAAUUUAUUCAAAAUAAUUGAUGACAUGGAAGAAUACCCUCUAUUCGUCCGACUUUCACUGCAGACAUCUUUGGCCACCAAUGAACAAGUGGCAUCCAUGUUGAAGGGGAGGCCGAUGGCUGCUAUUCAAGAGUUUGUGCGGCGCUGGGUCCGUGAUAACUUUCCUGAACACGUUCAUGUUCCUCCUGGCGUGUGAUUCAUUUUACUGUAAAAGUUUAGGAUUAUUUUGUAUGUCUUCCAGCAUCGUCUCCUAGGGAAAUAAUGUCCAUGACUCAUGCUAGCAUGUAAUGAUGUCAGAGAGUUUUUCAUUCCUAAAAAAUAAGCUUGUUAGUCAGAUUAAUUCUUUAUCAGUCAGUGUGUUUACAGAG